AAUUUUUAGUACAAAUUUGGGGAUUAAAGGAAUCACACAGUGCACACGUUUUACAACACUGUUAUUCAAAACUGCCAUCUCAUAUAAACAAAAAAAUUGUAAAGCAUAAAAGCGUCAACAAUCGGCUGGUGUACAGGGUUUUUAUAUUCGUUUUGAGAAAAUUUAAAUAAAUAACAUUUUAUCGAUGCAAAUGGAUGAUCCCAAAGAGCCGCCUAAAGACAAAGACAGCACCGGUCUCACCUCGUUCUUUGAGCAAAAGAUAGCUGAAUUGCAGUUCAUUGUUUCGGAGAAGCAGCGCAAUCUGCAGCGCCUUGAAGCUCAGCGCAAUGAGCUCAACUCAAAAGUGCGUAUGCUGCGCGAGGAACUGCAGCUGUUGCAGGAACAAGGCAGCUAUGUGGGUGAAGUGGUCAAGCCCAUUGAUAAGAAAAAGGUAUUGGUCAAGGUGCAUCACGAUGGGAAAUACGUUGUCGAUGUGGAAAAGAAUAUCGAUAUCAAUGAUGUGACCACCAAUAGCCGUGUGGCACUCCGACAUGAUAGCUAUACACUGCACAAGAUUUUGCCGAACAAGGUCGAUCCGCUUGUCUCGUUGAUGUUGGUCGAAAAAGUGCCGGACUCAACCUACGAAAUGGUGGGCGGCUUGUCCAAGCAAAUCACCGAGAUCAAGGAGGUUAUCGAGCUGCCCAUCAAACAUCCUGAGCUGUUCGAUGCCCUUGGCAUUGCCCAGCCCAAGGGUGUGCUGCUUUAUGGACCACCUGGCACUGGCAAAACACUGCUGGCUCGCGCUGUCGCUCAUCACACGGAAUGCACAUUCAUUCGCGUCUCUGGCUCGGAGCUGGUGCAGAAGUACAUUGGCGAGGGAUCACGCAUGGUGCGCGAGCUGUUUGUCAUGGCUCGGGAGCAUGCGCCAUCUAUCAUAUUCAUGGAUGAGAUCGAUUCAAUUGGCUCGGCACGUCUGGAGUCGGGCCGAGGCGCCGACUCGGAGGUGCAGCGCACAAUGCUGGAACUGCUGAACCAACUGGACGGCUUUGAGGCAUCCAAGAACAUCAAGGUAAUUAUGGCCACCAAUCGUAUCGAUGUGCUCGACCAGGCACUGCUGCGUCCCGGCCGCAUCGAUCGUAAAAUUGAAUUCCCACCACCUAGCGAAGAGGCACGCGUCGACAUCCUACACAUUCAUUCGCGCAAAAUGAAUCUGACGCGCGGCAUCAAUCUGCGCAAGAUUGCCGAGCUGAUGCCAGGUGCAUCUGGCGCUGAGGUCAAGGGCGUAUGCACAGAGGCUGGCAUGUACGCGCUGCGCGAGCGCCGUGUCCACGUCACCCAGGAGGACUUCGAGAUGGCCGUCUCCAAGGUCAUGCAAAAGGACUCCGAGCGCAAUAUGUCCAUGAAGAAGUUCUGGAAAUAAUUUUCGAUUAAAUCAAAUCAACAUUAUUAUUAAGUUUUUUUCUUAUAAACCAUAUUGAGUAAUUGUUUUACGAACAAGAGAACAAUCUAGUAUCUGCCUCGUUUCGAACCUCCUCUUAGGCUUAGGCUUGCCCAGCAAGAUAUACUUUAUAUAAAAAUCGAAGUCUAUUUCAGAUUCUAAUCAUAUGAGAGAAUGGAACAAUACUUAUAUAAAUGAAUAUUGUAAGG
Messenger RNA from Drosophila hydei, 1626 nucleotides. RefSeq names its product 26S proteasome regulatory subunit 8 (gene Rpt6R). Gene Ontology annotation, cellular component: proteasome regulatory particle, base subcomplex. Bases 185 to 1399 code for a protein of 404 amino acids. Gene Ontology annotation, biological process: proteasome-mediated ubiquitin-dependent protein catabolic process. Gene Ontology annotation, molecular function: proteasome-activating activity; ATP hydrolysis activity; ATP binding. The record is from RefSeq and is a predicted model, not a curated record. The transcript has 3 exons. NCBI's taxonomy places the organism in Eukaryota, Metazoa, Arthropoda, Insecta, Diptera, Drosophilidae.